This is a messenger RNA of Arabidopsis lyrata subsp. lyrata, 327 nucleotides long. RefSeq names its product ethylene-responsive transcription factor ERF122. Gene Ontology annotation, molecular function: DNA-binding transcription factor activity; DNA binding. Bases 1 to 327 code for a protein of 108 amino acids. NCBI's taxonomy places the organism in Eukaryota, Viridiplantae, Streptophyta, Magnoliopsida, Brassicales, Brassicaceae. The record is from RefSeq and is a predicted model, not a curated record. The transcript has 2 exons. Gene Ontology annotation, biological process: regulation of DNA-templated transcription.
AUGGAUCAUUCAGAAAACGUUCCAUCUAAUGAUCAACACGAAAAUGUCACCCUUGUUGCACCAUCAGAAGGCUGCACAUUACAACGGCCGCACCGAGAGAUAGAGAAGGAGAAGAAAUACAAAGGAGUGAGGAAAAAGCCAUCGGGUAAAUGGGCGGCGGAGAUAUGGGAUCCGAGUUCGAAAUCAAGGAAGUGGCUUGGAACGUUUCUAACGGCAGAGACGGCGGCGAGUUCUUACGAUGAGGCGGCGCGGAGCUUGUCAGGAGAACAUCAGCAAGACGUGGCAAAACGAACGGAGGAAGAAUUAAACGGCGGCGGAGAUGACUGA